Ipomoea nil (Japanese morning glory) is the source of this 1216-nucleotide messenger RNA. Its product is annotated as F-box protein At2g02240-like. Bases 103 to 990 code for a protein of 295 amino acids. The record is from RefSeq and is a predicted model, not a curated record. Gene Ontology annotation, molecular function: protein binding. NCBI's taxonomy places the organism in Eukaryota, Viridiplantae, Streptophyta, Magnoliopsida, Solanales, Convolvulaceae. The transcript has 3 exons.
UAAACGUCCAAUAUUCGGACUUAGCCAUACGUGGGGAACUCCGAACGCGAAACGUAGUAGCUUACCGACAAUACAACGGAAACCUCACUAUCCAAUUCUGUAAUGGCGGUGGUGACCGGCGGCGUUAUCAGCUUUGAAGUGCUCCCGGAAGAUUGCAUCGCUAACGCGCUGUCCUUGACGAGCCCCGAGGACGCUUGCCGCCUCUCACUGGUGGCCUCCGCCUUCUACUCCGCCGCCCAAUUCGACGCCGUCUGGGAGCGCUUCCUGCCCGCCGAUUACCGCGACAUCAUUUCCCGGUCCGGUGACGCCGCCGAUUUGCUCGCGUCCGCCUCCAAAAAGGAUCUCUACUUCCGUCUCUGUGAUAACCCCAUCCUUAUUGACGAUGGCACCAAGAGUUUUUCACUGGAGAAGAAGAGUGGGAAGAAAUGUUAUAUGCUGGCUGCAAGGUCCCUCAAGAUUGUGUGGAGUGACACACCCAGAUACUGGCAAUGGAUUUCUCUUCCUGAAUCCAGGUUCUGUGAAGCUGCUGAGCUUUUAGAUGUGUGCUGGCUUGAAAUUUGUGGCAAGAUAAACAGCAGCAUGCUGUCUCCCAACACAAACUAUGCAGCUUACCUUGUGUUCGCGCUGCAACCGAGAACCUAUGGUUUUGAAUACCAGCCGGUGGAGGCCUCAAUCGAGAUCAAUGGACACGAGGCGCAAAAGAGGACUGUUUAUUUGGAUCACCAAAGAGAGCAGAAAGAGAGGUACGCGGUUGUACAAAGGCGGAUAGGGAUAUUCAAUCACCGCAUCACCCAUAGAAUGAGACAGCGCGAGAACGCUGGGUACUCCAAGGAGAGAAGUGAUAAAUGGAUGGAAGUUGAGGUGGGAGAGUUUUUUGUCAAGGAUGGACCGGAUUCUGAGAUAGCUAUGUGUUUGAUGCAGAUCAAAAGCCAUUGGAAGAGCGGCGUGAUUGUUCAAGGGAUUGAGGUUAGGCCAAAGGAGGAUAAAUGAAUAGUGUUUUAUAUAUGCAUUCUUUGUGAUGAUGAUGAUGACCAGAUGGAUUGGAGAACCAAUUCCAUCUCAGAAAACAGUAGUGAUUGUAAGAUAGGAAGAAGGGGCAUAGAGAUGGUGGGAGAGGAGGAUUUUGAGACUUCUAUUCUGAAGCUUACACUUCUCCCCCCGUAUGAUUUGAACUAUGAUCUUAUUGCAAUCAGAUUCAUCUUUUUGUUUCAUUGUA